Staurois parvus is the source of this 348-nucleotide messenger RNA. The record is from the annotation of a GenBank genome assembly. NCBI's taxonomy places the organism in Eukaryota, Metazoa, Chordata, Amphibia, Anura, Ranidae.
CUAGGCAUGCAGACUGCUUCUACAAACAUUUGUGAAAGAAUGGGUCGCUCUCAGGAGCUCAGUGAAUACAAGCGUGGUACCGUGAUAGGUUGCCACCUGUGCAAUAAGUCCAUCCGUGAAAUUUCCGUACUACUAAAUAUUCCACAGUGAACUGUUAGCUGUUUAAUAACAAAAUGGAAGAAACUGGGAAUAACAGCAACUCAGCCAUGAAAGUCACUGGACUCUAGAGCAGUGGUGACGUGUUCUCUGGAAUGACCAAUCACACUUCUCUGUCUGGAAUCCAAUGGACGUGUCUGGGUUUUGUGGUUGCCAGAACAGUACUUGCCUGACUGCAUUGUGCCAAGUGCA